AUGAACAUUUCUAAUACAAUAUGUGCGCGUUCAUGUGUGCGAUAUUUUUUGUUUUGUUUUAUCUUCUUCUUCUUCUUCUUCUUCAUCGUCGUCGUCAUCCUCCUCCUCCUUCGUCUCCUCCUCCUUCUUCGUCCUCGUCCUCCUCCUUCUUCUUCGUCAUCCUCCUCCUCCUUCUUCUUCGUCGUCCUCCUCCUUCUUCUUCGUCAUCCUCCUCCUCCUUCUUCUUCGUCCUCCUCCUCCACCUCCGCCUCCUUCUUCUUCGUCAUCCUCCUCCUCCUUCUUCUUCGUCCUCCUCCUCCACCUCCGCCUCCUUCUUCUUCGUCAUCCUCCUCCUCCUUCUUCUUCGUCGUCAUCCUCCUCCUUCUUCUUCGUCCUCUUCCUCCUUCUUCUUCUUCGUCCUCGUCCUCCUCCUUCUUCUUCUUCAAUCAUCAUCAUCAUCAUCAUCAUCACCAUUGUAAUCAUUCUGCCAGGUCUCUAUCUGUUCGCCAUUAUUGGUCUCUUUUUAUUAGGGCCAAUUUCUUCAGACAUUUCGUCGUGUUGCUACAAGUUUAUACCAUCCUCGUUGUCUCUCUCUGUCGAACACGAAGCAGCUUAGCACUGCAAGUCACUCAGUUGGUUUAUCUAUCUAUCUAUCUAUCUAUCUAUCUAUCCAUGUCUGGUCAUAUCUAUCUAUCUAUCUAUCUAUCUAUCUAUCUAUCUAUGUCUGGUCAUAUCUAUCUAUCUAUCCCUGUCUGGUCAUAUCGAUCUAUCUAUCUAUCUAUCUAUCUAUCUAUCUAUCUAUCUAUCUAUCUAUCCCGGUCUGGUCAUAUCUAUCUAUCUAUCUAUCUAUCUAUCUAUCUAUCUAUCUAUCUAUCUAUCUAUCUAGAUCGUUCAAUCUGGAGGAAAACAGCGCACAAUGGAGACAUCUAUCUAUCUAUCUAUCUAUCUAUCUAUCCAUCUAAUCUAAUCUAA
Messenger RNA from Acanthosepion pharaonis, 951 nucleotides. The record is from the annotation of a GenBank genome assembly. Lineage: Eukaryota; Metazoa; Mollusca; Cephalopoda; Sepiida; Sepiidae.